GAUGUCGACGAAGAUGCUGUGUCAAUACCACUUGAACAAGGAUGGAGAAGACAAACACGUCUAAGACCAAUCGGCCCACAAGGAGCAUUGCGUGGUGAUGUCUUUUACUUUGCACCCUGUGGCAAGAAACUGAGAACUUAUCCCGAUGUAACAAGGUAUUUGACAAACAACAUCACCUAUUUUACACUGGAGAACUUCAGCUUCAGCACCAAGCUUCACAUUGGUGAAAUCCUGGAAUGGAAGGAGGGAAAUACAUUUGAGCUGUUAAGCCAGGAGGAGGUCCAAAGAAGGAAAAACGAAGCAGACAAUAAAAAGAAGGUGAAAUUGGAAAAGUUAGCAAAGAGAAACGAGAAAAAACAGCAAAAAAUGGCAUUAGCAAUGGCGUCACAAGAAAUCGAAGCGCGGAAAAGGAAGAAGGUUGAGCGCAUGCAGGCGAUUCAACAAGCAAGGCAGGCAAAGAAAGAACAAAUACGUAUGCGCAGAGAACAGAAAAAGCUAGACAAGGAAAACUUGAAACAGCAAAAGCGCAUGGAGAAACUGAGAAAGCAGGAACAGAUUAGAUUAGAAAAAGAGCUGAAAGCUCACAAAGCACAAGAGGCAAGGCGAUCCAAGAAGAGAGAUGUUGCCAGUGCAAAAUAUGAAGAGGCUGUAAAGAAAGCUAAGGACAGGGAGCUAAAGCGACAACAGGCUCUUCUUCUUAAACAGCAAGACAAAGAGCAAAAGCGGCAACAACAGAUGAUGAUAAGAGCUUUGGAAAUUCAAAGAAAAACAGAAGAGAGAGAAAGGCAAAAAGAAGAAAAGCGAAUGGAGAAAAAACUGAUCAAAGAAAGAAAACUAGAGCAAAAGAGAAGAGAAAUGAUUCUUGCUCGUGAGUUGAAAAAACCUGUUGAAGACAUGGUCCUCAGAGAUGCCAAGGAAUUACCAACUCUCCCAAGACUGGAGAAAUGCAUCAUAUCAGGCAAAGCUUUUGCUGAUCUGCUCAUGGUGAAGGAGUUUGUGGAAAACUUUGGAGAAGCCAUUGACAUAGAUCCCUCUACUGAAAUACCAAGCAUUACAGACAUGCAAUUGUGUCUUCUGAACAAAGGAGAAGACGUCUUGCUUCCACUAUGCCAGUCAUUGUUAGCACAAGCUCUAGAUGACCCUGGAUGCGAUGGACCAUAUUCUGUGACGUCUCUUGGCCAUCAUCUGCAUAAAGUGGAGCUGAMCGAAAAUAAUGUSUCUGAGAUUCUACGAUUGUUCAUUUUGAGUAGAAGCGCUGGGGAACAUGAAUUGGCAGAUUCCCUUUUGACCCAGCCAUUCCAGUCAUUGUCUUCGAUUGAGAAGAUUGGCACCUUGGCAUUCCUUUGUAAUGAACUUCUUUGUAGCAGGACAAUAUGUGGAGAGAUUGAAAACAGUAUAGAGAACAUGUCAAAUUUGMGAAAAGACAAAUGGGUCAUUGAAGGCAAGAUACGAAAACUUAAGGCUAUCCAAGCMGAAAAAUACCCCGUUGUUAAAAUCAAGAAACCACCAGGACGACCAAGAGCUGAUGCAUCAUUGCACAAUGAAAACAGCAAAGAUUCAAUGUCAGUAGCAGAGAGUAAUCAAGGCAAUGAUGAUGAUGAUGACGAYGAAGAGGAAGAAGAUGAUGACGAUGAYGAUGAUGAUGAUGAAGGCGGAGGUGGUGACAAUGGUGGUGAUGGCAGUGAAGAGUCUGAUGAGGAGGAUUAUGAUGCUGAACCCCAGUCACAGGAGGAACUGGAAAGAAAAUUGAAGAAACUUGAAAAGAAACAUGCACAAUUUCGUCAUAAGCUUUUYAAUCAUUCACACUCACUCAGGGCUCUUAGCCUUGGACAAGACAGGUUUAAACGUCGCUACUGGGUGUUACCACGCACAGGKGGUGUCUUCAUUGAAGGAAUGGGAAGUGCAGAGAUAGAAGGACAAACGGACAUUGUGAAAGAAGGUGAAGAAGUUCAAGGAGAUCGGGAGAGAGUUGAAAAGAUGGACAUCAAUGCAGCCAUUAAAGAAGGAGCUCGUAGCAAAAAAGGAAACCUUUUCAACGAUGCCCUUGUAAAUAGUUCACUGAAUGUCUCAGGACUUGAUAGCUCUGCAAACUCUUCUCUGUGCACAUCCACAUGUUCUACUCCGCAGUUCAUUAAGAUGGAACAUCUAUCGAAUAGUAGUCAACACAACAAGAACAGUGCGUCUCAGGGCGUAUGGUUUGGUUUGCUACCACGUAUGCCNGGA
Molecule: messenger RNA, 2223 nt
Organism: Exaiptasia diaphana
Lineage: Eukaryota; Metazoa; Cnidaria; Anthozoa; Actiniaria; Aiptasiidae
Product: bromodomain adjacent to zinc finger domain protein 2B-like
Exons: 19
Source: RefSeq, a predicted model, not a curated record